Mercenaria mercenaria is the source of this 2691-nucleotide messenger RNA. RefSeq lists its product as uncharacterized. Bases 565 to 1347 code for a protein of 260 amino acids. Lineage: Eukaryota; Metazoa; Mollusca; Bivalvia; Venerida; Veneridae. The transcript is spliced from 6 exons. The record is from RefSeq and is a predicted model, not a curated record.
CUAUAGGAAAAUCGGUUGUUUGGUCUGAAGUGCUUCAGCAUCAUUGUCUGAUGAAUCAGUAUUAUUUCCUAAUAACUUUCUACUGUUGCGUAACUGCAAUAUGAUAUUUCGUUUCGGCAAAGUAAGAUUUCGAUAAAACCAGAAAAUAUUAAUGGAUGUUACCCAAGUGAAUGAUGAAUUAAUCAUUUUCGAGGUCUAUAAACCAACGGUUGUGGGAAUUUAUAGCUCAACAAAUAGUUAUUUGCGAGCAGUAGCAUAGGAAUUCCAAUAAGCUACCGUACCGUGGUAUACAGUCAUAUUGAUUUUUUCUGUUAACAAAUAAUUUGUACAUUAAUGCAAGGAUCAGUGCGUUUGUGUAAUUUUGAAUUAAUGUAAAAACCGACUUUACAUUUCGAUUUGUAUUUACUCACUUAUUCAGUACACUAUACUACGAAUAUGAACUGAAAGGAAAAUAAACAAAACCGGUGGUCAGUUUAUCCAGGACAGUGUGUAUUUGUAACUGGGACGGUAUAUAUACAAUACGUUUACAGACCAGCUUGUUAGAGAGCUUUGUGGAAAAGAAUCAUGUUUCAAAGGCAGAAUUCCUUGAAAAUCAACCAGGAACGUUUCCUUUGCUUGAGAGACGUCACAUCCGCCAUGCGCGAGGAGGGCAUGCGCAAGUGUGGUCUCGUAAUUGGGAUCGAUUACACCAUGAGUAACAAAGUUCAAGGGGAGAAAACUUUUGAUGGAAAAAGUUUGCACGAUAUCAGUGAAGAUUGUCUCAACCCUUAUCAGGAGGUUAUAUGUAUUCUCGGGGAAACAUUGCAGCCCCUAGACUCUGAUGGUUUGAUACCUGCUUAUGGAUUCGGUGAUUUCCAGACCAAAGGAGAUGACAUAUUUUGUCUUAAAGAUUACGGUUCAUGUGUUGGUUUCCGGGAGGUCCUUCAGACGUACAAUAAGAUAACACCAACCAUAAAGCUUUACAGACCUACCAACUUUGCACCGCUUAUCCGUAAAGCUAUUGACAUUGUAAGAUGUACCAAAAAGUAUCAUAUACUUGUGAUAGCGGCAGACGGACAAGUGAACUCCGAGGAGGAAACCAUCCAAGCAAUUGUAGAGGCGUCGAAUUAUCCGCUGUCAAUCAUCUGUGUGGGCGUGGGGGACGGACCCUGGGGUAUGAUGAAAGAAUUCGACGAAAAACUGCCAAAAAGAAACUUUGAUAAUUUCCAGUUCUUGAAUUUUUACGAAGUAAUGAGUCACGCGAGAAAUAGACAGACUGCGUUUGCGCUGCACGCGCUGAUGGAGAUACCUGACCAAUAUCAUGCCAUACAAGAACUCGGUCUACUUGAGAAGUUAGAAGAGUCGUGAUUGGCUUAUCCCAGUGAAACAUUACUUUUGAUUAGAUAUUAAACGGAAUUGUGUUCGUUUGAUCAGUAAAUGUGUACCAAAGAAGAGAGAUACAAACUUACGUAAAGCAAUUACCAGUUUUUAUUUAUUAAAUUGAUUCAUAUACAUGUAUAUCAAGACUACAGCUGUUUAAGUCGAAAAGUGAUCUUUAUUUGUAUGUGGCAUUAAUUGCAAAUAUUAGUCAGAAAUGAAACAAGUACUAAUUGCCAGGUGGCCGCUGUUCUCAGAUGGUCUGUACCACAGAUUUUACUGUAUGUUAUGAAUGAUGGCUAGUAAAAGAUAAUGAUAAAUAAAAGAAAUUUUGGUUAUAAAUCGUAUUUAUCAUCUCAUCAUUUCGGAUGAAAACGGGUAAUGCAGUAAUUUCGAAUGUAAUGGUUAAUUUUGCUCAUUAGACAGCACGGUGAGUUAAUAAUUUUUCGUUCAUGCAAGAAAUGUUGCAAUAUGUCCUGUGCUUUAUUUCGAUCAAACUUACUUAUACUCCACAUAUAUAUUUUUGGUCGUCAGUCUAGCAGAAGGAUUUAAUAUUUUCAACAUAUUAGCCCAGAACAAAUAUUCAGUGCUUAAUGUCCAACCAGAUAAGUUUUACAUAAGUAAAGGAAUUGACCGGACGUCUUUUUUUCGUUGCGCAUGUGUAAAUAGCGAUUGUAUUGUGGCAUGUUGUUUCCAUUGUCGUUUUAAUUUAAUUUAAUCUAGAGUCUAUAUGAUGUGUUUACGUUUCUGUGUGAAUGUGUGAUGUUACUUUAUUGUAAGAAACGAUGAUAAAAUCUUAAUUUGAGACGUGCCAUAAUAAAACCAACAUAGUGGCUUUGCGACCAGCAUAGAUCCAGACCAGCCUGCGCAUCCGCGCAGUCUGGUCAGGAUCCAUGCUGUUCGCUUUUAAAACCUAUUGCAAUUAGAGAAACCGUUAGCGAACAGUAUGGAUCCUGACCAGACUGCGCGGAUGCGCAGGCUGGUCUGGAUCCAUGCUGGUCGUAAAACCACUACGUUGAUUUUCUCAUGGCGCGGCUCAUUUCUUUGUCGAUACCCUAUACGCCCCAUAAAGAUACUGUCUCGGUUCUUGGGUCUCUUGUUACGCCCAGGCAAAACGGCUUAUACUAUUUUUGCCGUUUUCGUGUCAAUUACCGUUGCACAUGACAUAUUUGUGUUUUAUAUACUCAGUUCAUGUACAUUCAAGUAUAUAUUGGAAAGCCCUUGCUCAUUACUUUACAUUUGAUUUUAAAUGUUUAAAUUUAUUAGAGUUUAGUAGAGAUCUAUUUGUCAAUCUUAUUGUCUCAAGUUCUAAUUAAAUGUAUUUACAACUGUUAA